This is a messenger RNA of Asterias rubens (European starfish), 1361 nucleotides long. Its product is annotated as citrate synthase-lysine N-methyltransferase CSKMT, mitochondrial-like. The record is from RefSeq and is a predicted model, not a curated record. Gene Ontology annotation, molecular function: S-adenosylmethionine-dependent methyltransferase activity. Lineage: Eukaryota; Metazoa; Echinodermata; Asteroidea; Forcipulatida; Asteriidae. The transcript is spliced from 2 exons. The coding region runs from base 69 to 1022 and encodes 317 amino acids.
UGAGCUUACUUUAUUCCCCGUGCCUCUUCCCGUCUGCUGUGGUGAGAUGGACAAGAGCUCGGGGUACGAUGCGAUUACACCACCGCCAUCACUUGAGACGUUUCAAAAACAAAAUCACUUAUUCGAUCUCAUCACCAUGCUGCAGUGACAUGAGCAAGAAAUCAUACUGGGAUCAAUUCUAUACAAAGAAGCAAACUGACCAAUCCCCUUCAUUUGAUUGGUUCUUUUCUCACGACGUAGCCAAUCAGUGGCUUUCAAUGUACAUAACUCAGGAGAGGACACCCAAUCAGGUCAUGAACAUUCUGGAGCUCGGGUGUGGCACCUCAUCACUCUCAAGUAACUUGCUCAAGGAAGUGGAGGAUUGUAGGCUCGUCAGUAUUGACUUCUCCCCAUCUGCAGUCCGAAAAGCCCAAGCUAUCUCUCAUGAAGCCAAGAAACAACCACUCAAAGCUAUCUCUCAUGAAGCAAAGACAAGACAAGCCCAAGCUAUCUCUCAUGAAGCAAAGACAAGACAAGCCCAAGCUAUCUCUCAUGAAGCAAAGACAAGACAAGCCCAAGCUAUCUCUCAUGAAGCAAACACACGACGAGCCCACGCAAUCUCCCUUGAAGCAAAGAAACAACAAGCCCAAGCUGUAUCUCAGUCUCAUCAAGCAAAAACACCUUUACUCCACCAAGAUGACCCAAUUCAGUUCUUAGUAGCAGAUGCAACACGACUCCCGUUCAGAAACAACCAAUUUGACAUUGUACUUGAGAAGGGAACAUUUGAUGCAAUGCUUAACACGAAAAACAGCGAACUUGCCAGGUGCGCAUUUAGUGAAACUGCGCGGGUUUUGACACCAGGCGGAAUAUUUCUACAAUUUUCUGAUGAGAAUCCUGAUUUGAGGUUGUCUUUUCUUGAAGAGGCCCUUCGUCUGAUUAGUGUAGAUAGAGGGUGGGUGUCAGUUACCUACCGGGAGAUUGGUUCUUCCUUUGGGAUAGAAUACUUUCUUUAUCUUACAAAAUUUACCAACUCUUGUUUAUAACGAAUAUUUAAUGAAUGAACACUUUGAGCAAUGUUACAUUAAGAUUUAGAAUGAUAGUCAGCUUUGUAAAAGGUGCAUUCAGCGACAAUCAUGGCUACACAUUUUCUUGAGUGUGGUUUGUGUUGUGAACAAUUGCGGAAGAGAAAUCGAAAAUAAAGUCAUAGUUAUUCUAAGAUACAUCUCAUAAAUAUGACUUAUUUGACAUAAGUCAUAAAUUAUGAUUUACGACUUAUAGUACUUUUUAAGUAUAGAGAUUUAUUGAGUCUUAAAGGGAAGGUACACGAAUGGGAAUUGUCAAAGACUGGUCUUCUCAAUUGGUGUAUCCCAUUAUAAGCAUAA